Naegleria gruberi is the source of this 3384-nucleotide messenger RNA. RefSeq lists its product as uncharacterized. Bases 1 to 3384 code for a protein of 1127 amino acids. Lineage: Eukaryota; Heterolobosea; Eutetramitea; Acrasida; Naegleriidae. The transcript has a single exon. Gene Ontology annotation, biological process: cyclic nucleotide biosynthetic process; intracellular signal transduction. The record is from RefSeq and is a predicted model, not a curated record.
AUGAUACAUACAACACCUUCAUCUGGAACAAGUGAAACCUCUCACUAUUUACUUCCGAACCAAGGUAAUGAGAACAAUCGAAUAUUUUCCUCUCCUUCAUCAUUAGAAUAUUCUCUUUCAUCUCUGGGAAGUCAUAGUCCGCAGUUCUAUCACAGUCCACCUACGAGUCCUGAAUCUUUGAAUUUAAUGGAAAAUCAUAAUGAAAAUCAUCGACUAGUUCAAGAUCAACAUGAAGAUUUAAAAUAUUUGGACGAUAAUAGUGGACAACAUCAAUAUUCAAUGGAAACUGGUCAGAGUUCAAUAACAACAGAGAAUCAUCAUAAUAAUUGUGAUAGUUAUGAAGUUUCGUUGAAUAUUGAUGAUGGACACAUGAAUGGACAUGAGACAGAUGAGUUUAGAGUAGACACAGGUAUUCGGUCAGUGCUUAGACGAUUUUCGUGGCUUACACUUGGGUCCUCUUCGAGUACUACUCCAAGGAGUCGUCAUUCCAUUGGAUUACCCACAACCAACAAUUUAUUUAGUCCACCCAUUACAGAGACGAGAAAGUUCAGUAUUGGGCAAAAGCAACAUCCAAAUACGGCAUUCGUUUUGAUGAGUCCACAAAGUCCACGAACCACCACUCCAUCACCAACUACAAGCUCAUCAAGUAUGGCUCAUGAAUUGGAGCAGCAAAAUCAUGAAUCUGUGGAAACUCCAGUGUCUUCAUUGGUUGACCAAGAUAUUGCUCAAUCAGGAGAUGUUACUCCAGUUCAGUCCAACAAUUAUCGAGCAAAUACAUAUUCUCCACCUCCAUUCACCAGAACUAUUUCUGUAGUCUUAAACGACAUUACGAAUUCACCUGUUGGUGUCGAGAGAAGGAGACGAGAUUCAAUUGCCUCGAAUAAGAAAGUUAAUGAACGAGCUAAUAGUAUUGCAUACCGUACUUCGAAUAUCACCAAUCUGAUUAAUAACACGUCAUUCCACAGCACAAAGAAGCAACUUGAAAAGGAAAAGAAGAGGAGAGGAGAAUCAUGUUCCAAAUUUUGUCAUUCCUUCUUUACCAUUUCAAAUAUUUUGAUGGGAAUUUUCAUUUUGCAAGCAAUUGUUUGCUUGAUUUUUGGAAUUUCAAUUAUGAGAGCUGGUGGUGCCAUUUUGGAUGUGAAAAUUCGUGAAUAUCAAUUCUUACAAAUCAGGGCAUUUGUAGAGGAACGUAUCAGUAGCUUCACCUCAAAAUACACAACCAUGACUAAUCACAUGAUGGAAGGUUUGAAGGGAAUUCCCAUCAAUGAUAAUGUUGCCCUUCUGAGAUUCUUUGAUUAUGUAGCAAUUACCUUUGGAACUGAUACCUCACUGAAUCGAAUGGAAUUCUAUAGAAUGGAUGAUUCAUUCUCCAUGCUUAGAGAUUUCAAUAAUGGAAAAUCUGUAAUUUCAAUCAAUUCCAUUUCGAAUCCAUCCAUGUUUUCGACCUAUUUGUGGCCUAAGACUCUUACUUUUGUGGAGAACCCAAAUGGAUACUAUGCCUCUUCAAGUGAUACUUCCUAUUCGAUUUAUAAGAAUUACAUGUAUGGACCCAUACUCGAAUUGAACGAAAUAUUUAACAAUUCGGCCGUGCUCAAUAAUUUUAUUCUCAACAAUCAGGAAGUAUUUUGUAAAUCACUCUCUAGCAAUAUUCCAUCUAAUUACAACAAUUUCAAAUGGGUACCAAGCAAAUCCAUUCAAAAUUCGAGUAUUUUCCUGCAUUAUCCAGUUUAUAUCAGUAACAAUUACAAUCAUACCAUUGUGUCUCCCAAUACGAGAAAGAUGUUCAUUGUAAAUUCAGAUCAAAAUUUGGAGAAUAGCUACUUGUUUGGAGUUUUCAGUUUGCACUUUUCAAUUGAUAGAUUUACAACCUUGUUAAAUGUUCAGAAUGAGAGAUUCUACUUGCAAUCCGAGUAUUCUUCAAAUACAAGUUUUAUCAUGAAUACGUGGGGUGAUAUUUUGGCUACUAGAGGAGAUGGAAACGAAUCUCUACACAAUAUUCAACUCAUUUACAAAACCAUCAUGAAACAUGGUCUUAAAAAGAAUUGUGAAGUUGAGAGUGAAGUUAUAGACAUUCCAAAUACUAGAUUGACUGCUAGAUUGUCGUAUACUUGUGAUGGUCAUGGAUUGAAUUUGGUAUUGGUUGUUGAAAUGGACAAUUCAGAUUCUUUCAUUCCUCUAUUAUUGGCAAAUAAUUCAAUUCUUUCGUUUGUGGCAUCAUUUUUGCUGAUUAUCGUGUCUAUCAUUGUAAUGAUUGCAGUUCUGAGAGCUCUCAAUACAUCAAUGGAACGAAUGUCGAAGAAAUUACACAGAAUUACAAGACUAAAACAAAGGGAAAGCGAGGGAGGCAAAUCAUUCAGUCAAAUCAUUUCAGAUUUCUUCCCAAACACGUCAAUGACUGUUUUCUAUGAAGUGAGAGAAAUUGAAAAUCUAAUCAUGUUAUUGGGUCAAGGAAUGGAUGCUUUGAAAAAGUUUCUUCCCGAACCGUUUGUUAAAGAGAUUAUACUAUCAAAACCACUGCCUUUCAAUGUUGCAACAAAGAAGCACUUGACAAUCUUGUUUUGUGAGCUGGCAGGUUGUGAUAAGAUGGCAGAUACUAUUGAUAUUCCUCUCUUUUUGGAAAUGAUUACAGAGUACAGUUCAAUAAUGUGUAAAAUCAUUCAGGAUCAUAAGGGUAUGAUUGAUCGAUUUGAUGGAGGAACAGCCAUGUGCUUAUUCUCCUUCCAGGAUAACACUUUAAUUCCAACUGAACAAAAUCAAGAAGUAAAUGCAUGUCAUGCUGCCAUGGAUAUCAUUUACAUGAUGGAGGAUUUCAAAACCAAGUGGCAAAAACGUACAGGGCAUCCAAUUCACAUUGAGAUUGGAAUUAAUUCUGGAGAGAUUUAUUAUGGAAAUUUCAAUUGCACUGAUUCUAGAUCAAGUUAUUCAGUGCUCGGUGCAAGCUUAGAUAUUGCCUCUACUUUGCAACGUUUCAAUUUUUCAUACUCUACACAGGUUCUCAUUGGAGAGGAGACAUUCUUGAAAGUUAAGGAUAUUUUCGUGUGUUAUUUUGUGGAUUUGGUGAGAUUUUCUGGCUACAAGAAAAGGAGGGGAAUGAAAAUAUAUUCAUUAGAAUGUCCAGUUCGAGAGAGCACCGAUUUGGAGAGGAAGAUUGCACUGGAUUUGGAACAAGUUCAGCAAAAAAUCAUGGAAAAGAGUUAUGCCUCUGCUUUGAGUUUAUGUGGACAAGUCAUGCUGUUCAAUGAUAGACCACAAGUGAGUUAUUUGCACAAUCGAUUGAGCCAUGCAAAAGAAGAGAGCGAAAAGGUGAUUCCCAAUGAUAAUGAUCUUUUUUCUACAGUGGCAAACUUUGGUAUUGAUCCAGAGGAGAUUUUAUCAUUCUUGUAA